UAUUUAUGCGAUGGCAAUAAUAAAACAAUACAUCUAGAGUCAAAGUAACAUGAUGCAAAUGGCCUCUUCACCAAUCUUGUUCACUAUUCUCAUCUUCCUCUUCCGUUUUCAGCACUCAUCAUCAUUCUCCCUCUCAGUUGAAAAAUUCGAAGAUGACAUUAUAGUCUCACCUAAAGGUACAUUCACAGCAGGUUUCUACCCUGUUGGAGAAAAUGCUUAUUCCUUUGCUAUAUGGUUCACCCAAAAACACAAAAAUCUCAACAACGCUACCGUUGUUUGGGUGGCAAAUCGUGACCAACCAGUUAACGGAAAACGCUCAACACUUUCCCUUCUUAAAACCGGCAACCUUGUAUUAACCGAUGCAGGGGUGUCCAAUGUUUGGUCAACAGAAACAAACUCAUCCAAAUCACUUCAGUUGUUUUUGUACGAAACAGGAAACCUCGUUCUGAGAGAACAAGACAUAAAUGGUUUCGUUUUGUGGCAAAGUUUUGAUUUCCCAACAGAUACUCUCCUUCCUGAUCAAGAUUUGACUGGGUACAUGAACCUUGUUUCGUCAAGAAGUGUCAACAACUAUUCCUCUGGUUCCUACAUGCUCUUUUUCGAUUACCACAAUAGCCUGUGUCUUCGCUACAAUGGCGUGCAAAGUUCAAGCCUUUAUUGGAAUGCUGAUAGGUUCACAUACAAUAGUAGCAGGGUAGCAACAUUAAAUCGGUUGGGAAACUUCCAUUUUUUCUAUUAUUUCACUUUCAAAACAAGUGAUUAUGGAACAGUCCUACAAAGAAGAUUGACCCUUGAUAUUGAUGGUAAUGUUCGAGUUUAUAGCCGAAAACAUGGGCAAGAGAAUUGGUCAGUAACAGGGCAAUUCCUCCAGCAACCUUGUCAAAUACAUGGGAUUUGUGGACCUAAUAGCGCUUGCAGUUAUGAUCCAAGAACUGGUAGAAAAUGUUCGUGUCUUCCAGGUUAUAGCAUAAUCAACAACCAGGACUGGUCUCAAGGAUGCAAACCAAGCUUCAAAUUUUCUUGCAACAAGACAAAGUCUCGUUUCAUAGUCUUACCUCAUCUUGAGUUUGACAACUUCGACAACCAUGUAUUCUACGAAAAUUACACCUAUAAACAAUGUAAGCAUUUGUGUUUGCGAUUGUGUGAAUGCAUAGCCUUCCAAUUUCGCUAUAUGACUGAAGAGGGUUUCUCUUAUUGUUACCCAAAGACGCAGUUAUUAAACGUACGCCGUUCAACGGAGUUUGAAGGCUCAGUCUUUCUGCGAUUGCCAAAAAACAAUACUGUUUUUUCGGAACAAUAUGAUAGCUUGGUUUGUUUGGGAAAUAAAGGAGUAAAACAAUUAGGAAGAUCAUACAUCACUUCCAAAGAAAAUGAAUCAGUGAAGUUCAUGCUUUGGUUUGUGAGUGGCUUGGGCGGAAUUGAGGUCUUAUGCUUCUUUCUAGUAGGGUGUAUGUUAUAUAAGAAGAAUAGGAAGCAAUCUAUUGUUGUUAUUCAUGGGAAUGAUCUAGAGGAAGUUACAGGGUUUAGGAAAUUCAGUUACUCUGAAAUAAAUCAAGCUACAAAAGGUUUUAGCGAAGAGAUCGGAAGGGGAGCUGGAGGAACUGUAUAUAAAGGUGUUUUAUCUGAUAAUCGAGUUGCUGCGAUAAAGCGAUUGCAUGAUGCAAUUCAAGGAGGGAAUGAGUUUCUUGCUGAAGUUAGCAUCAUUGGAAGGCUUAAUCACAUGAAUUUGAUAGGAAUGUGGGGUUAUUGUGCCGAGGGAAAACACAGAUUGUUGGUUUAUGAGUACAUGGAAAAUGGUACUUUAGCUGAUAAUCUCUCAUCAAGUGAACUUGAUUGGGGUAAAAGGUAUAACAUUGCUAUGGGAACUGCAAAGGGUCUUGCUUAUUUACACGAAGAGUGUUUGGAGUGGAUUUUGCAUUGCGAUAUAAAGCCACAAAACAUACUUGUUGACUCGGAUUAUCAACCUAAGGUAGCAGAUUUUGGUUUGUCUAAGCUAUUGAAUAGGAAUGACCUUGAUAAUUCAAAUUUCUCGAGGAUUCGAGGGACAAGAGGUUACAUGGCACCUGAAUGGGUUUUCAACAUGCAAAUUACUUCAAAAGUGGAUGUUUAUAGCUAUGGAGUUGUGGUGUUGGAGAUAAUUACUGGUAAGGGUCCAACAACAAGUAUACCAAACAAAGAUGGAGAAGACUUUUGUGAUGAGAGCUUGGCAACAUGGGUUAGGGAAAAAAGUAGAAAAGGAUCUAAAUUUGGUUGUUGGGUUGAGGAAAUUGCUGACCCUAAAUUGGGAUCAAAUUAUGAUGCAAAGAGAAUGGAAACUUUGGCAAAUGUUGCUUUGGAUUGUGUGUCUGAAGAGAAAGAUGUUAGACCCACCAUGAGUCAAGUUGUUGAGAGGCUCAUAAGUCAUUAACAUACCUAUUAAUGGCAUGCACAAUGAAUAACCAUCUCUCCUGUUUCACUUCUUGUAAUUCAGUUAUUUUCUAGAUGUAAUGUGAUUUAAGAAUGUAUGAUUAGGAUAUUAAUUUGUUUUUC
Medicago truncatula (barrel medic) is the source of this 2529-nucleotide messenger RNA. Its product is annotated as putative receptor protein kinase ZmPK1. The transcript has a single exon. Gene Ontology annotation, molecular function: ATP binding; protein serine/threonine kinase activity. Bases 50 to 2407 code for a protein of 785 amino acids. Gene Ontology annotation, biological process: protein phosphorylation; recognition of pollen. The record is from RefSeq and is a predicted model, not a curated record. Lineage: Eukaryota; Viridiplantae; Streptophyta; Magnoliopsida; Fabales; Fabaceae.